AUGACUAUGUUUAGAUUCAAAGUGAGCAACAUAUGGAGCAUGACUUCCCAUAACUUCGAAAAUAUGCCGAUUAAUGACCCUUUUAAAAUGAGAAGCCUCAAUGAACCUACAUUAUUUCAUGCGAACGCGAACGAUUCGAUCAGGCGUCAAAUAUUUAAAUAUGGCAUCCUGAUGGAAGAGCUUAGCGAAUUCAAGCUGAAUACCAGUAUCACCCGAUAUUGCGUAAGUCGCGGCAAAGCAACAGCACCGGAGGAACAACAUUUCGUGUGCGGCGAAUGUGGCAAGGGGUAUAAAUGGAUGGAUAAUCUACGGCGGCAUCAGAGAUUGGAGUGCGAUAACACGGAACUAUGCGAUUGGUUAAUCGAGCCCUUGUUAACACAAGAGUUUGACGAGGAUAUCGCACAAAGCUGCUUCGAAUUCGUGACCACCAAAUACGAAUUUCCAGAAUCCCCAGAAAGCAUGGAACAUCGUCGAAAGAAGCAACUGAAGAUUACUACGCUCGUCUGCGAGGAAUGCGGAAAAAAUUUCUCGAGGCUCGACAGCCUUAAAAGACACGAAAAGUUAUACUGUAAAGUGAAAAGCAAGCCUACAUCCUGUCCUGUUUGCGGCAAGAAAUUCGAAAAGCCUCUUUCUUUACACAAUCACAUAAAGAGUGCUCAUCCAUCAUUAGUCGUCAAAAAGGAAGAACCGGAAUAA
Molecule: messenger RNA, 696 nt
Organism: Nylanderia fulva
Lineage: Eukaryota; Metazoa; Arthropoda; Insecta; Hymenoptera; Formicidae
Source: RefSeq, a predicted model, not a curated record